AUGGAAUCUGAGAGCUUCUCAACUGUGUCGGAGGCCACGGGGCCCGAGACAGUCGAGGCAGUCAUACGUGGGCUAAGGUCGGAUCGGCUCUUCUUCGAGCCUUGCAGGACGAACUCCGUAGUGGAGGAGGCGGCCGCCAAGACUGGAAGAGUCCCAUUCGAAGGGAGCGUCGCCAUGGCAAUAGACUCGAAGGAUCCAUACUGGGAUUUUAAGGUGUCAAUGGAGGAGAUGGUGGUGGCCCAUGGGGUGAAGGACUGGGGGUGGCUUCAGGAGAUGUUGGGGUGGUACUUAAAGCUGAACGGGAAAAGGACUCAUGGAUUUAUAGUGGGGGCAUUUGUAGAUUUGCUUCUUGGCCUUGCUUCUCCUAUUGAGGAAUAA
Messenger RNA from Phoenix dactylifera (date palm), 378 nucleotides. The record is from RefSeq and is a predicted model, not a curated record. Lineage: Eukaryota; Viridiplantae; Streptophyta; Magnoliopsida; Arecales; Arecaceae.